UCCUUUUAUUUUUAUGACUUCAUUAAGACGUCUAGGUAUUGAAGAAACUAAAGUUUUGGGAUUGGUCCAUUUCCACCCACUCCUAACAUAGGGCCGCCUUUAAAUUUCAUUUGCUGCCUAUUUCCUUUCCCCCAAGUUUGGCUUCAAUUUAUUUCACAACUGUUCAAUGGGGCUUAUAUCGGGACUCUGCGGAGGUGCUUUCACUACAGGAGGAAUGUUGUACAACAUCCAUAUGCGCGUAUUUAAUGCCGUGUGCUUUAGGUCAUUAUCCUGAUGAAAGUAAAGUGACGACUCAAAGGGCUAGGCCCAAGAGCUUGCAAUAUAAAUGUUUAUAUUAGGCACUUGAGGCGGGACACACUGGCUUAAAUCAGCAGCGGAGCCAAGUGGAAAACGUCAGGGCGACAGUAGGCAGAAGUCUCGUUACUUCAAAGUAAAACAACCGGAAUUCGUGCUGCUCAUCUAGCUCGGCUUUCAUCAACUGGAGCCUAACCCGACGGAAUGGUUAAUCCGUUUCGCUGGUGUCGCAUGUCGCACGACUGCGUGUUGCAGAUUAAUGUGGUUUUGGUGGUGGUCGGACUGAUCUUUCUGCUUGACGUGCUCAGCCACCUCUACCUGAAGGUGGUCAUGUUCCCGGGCCUGCGUCUAUACCCGGUCGCCUUGCGCCCCUGGCUCUUUUGGGUACGCGCUCUGACAAUGGUUGCCUACAUUCUGAACGCGGUUCUUGGGAUUUGCAUGGCCCAACAUCCGACCGCCUUGAAGUUCGCGGGCUAUGUGCUCAUAGGCUGCGUGGUAUUGCUGUACACAGUUAGCAUCGGAGUGACUCGCUUCAUGUAUCGCGGAAGAUUCGAGUUCUUUGUCGAGAUGCUGGUGCUGCAGAUGUGGGUGGGAAAGAGCCUAGGCAAGGUCGAAGUCGAGUUCGAGUGUUGCGGAAUGACCGGCGUAGUGGACUACCAGACAGCCUCGAGCAACCGCACCUGGCCCAUUGGCUCCUGCUGCGGGCAGCAGAACUGCACCGGAUGCACUUCGAAACUCAGCAAAUACCUGUGGACCAUCGAGAUGGAUGUGGCGAGGGAUAAUAUUACCGUAUCCGUGCUCUUGUUCAUGGCUAUGAUCGUCAUGGUUUUACACUUCAAGGAUGUGCAAUCCCUCGACGACUUUGGCGAUGCAGAGGAGACUUCAGAACUGGCCGCAGACGACUCGGACGCCAAGGAAUAAGCCCCAUUCCUAUCUAGACUAUAUAUGUUCCUGGUUCUGGCUCCUUUGGCUCAUAAACUUUGAUAAGGGCACAUUAA
Molecule: messenger RNA, 1292 nt
Organism: Drosophila erecta
Lineage: Eukaryota; Metazoa; Arthropoda; Insecta; Diptera; Drosophilidae
Exons: 1
Coding region: 499-1215 (238 amino acids)
Cellular component (GO): membrane
Source: RefSeq, a predicted model, not a curated record